AUGGCGGCAUUUCCGUUUCCGGGAGGCGUGCGCACCUCCAAGAGUGCGGCACGUCCGUUUCCGAGGGGCCAUGUCCCCAUCCAAGAUGGCGGGUCAAGCGGAGGGAGGCGGAGGCGGCGGCGGCGGCGGAGGGGAAGGGAGAGGGAGGUGGCGGCGGCGGCGGGGGAAGGGAGGGAGGCAGCGGCGGAGGAGGAGGAAGGAGGAGGAGGAGGAGGAGGCAUCCUGCUCAAUGUUGCAAUGAGUGCUGCUGUUGCUGCUGCUUCUGUUGGUGAGGGUGUUGCUGCUGCGGCUGCUACUGCCACUCUGUAUAGUGCUGAGAUGAGUUGUGGUGCUGCUGCUGCUGGUGAGGAUGUUGUUGCUGCUGCGGCUGCUUCUGCUGCGUGGAGUGCAUCUAAGAGUUCUGUUAGUGAGGGUGUUGCUACUGGUGCUUCAGUUGCUGUGGAGGUGGUGGCUGCCACUGCUGGUGCCACUGGUUUUGGUGUGUGUGCUGUUGAUGAGGGUGCUGUGGUGGCUGCCACUGGUUUUGGUGUGGGUGCUGCUGCAUCUGAGGUGUCCCUCGGUGAUGGUGACGGUAUUGGUUGUGGAGACGGUGGUGGUGGUGGUGACUGUGCUGAGGUUACUCCUUUUGCUACGGCGACGAGUGCUGCUGUUGCUGCUUCUACUGCUGCGGGUGUGGCGGCUGUGGCUGUGGCCGCCCAGGAUAGUGCUGAGGCGAUUUUUUCUGUUGAUGCUGCUUCUCGGGGUGUCCCCUUCGAUGCCCUCACACCUGCCGCACAUUGCGCCAUCUGUAGUGCAUUGAUGAAUACUUUUAGAGAGGGUGUUGUUGCUGCGUCUGCAUCUGCAUCUUCCUUUGUGGUACCGUCUAUUAUUGGGUAA
Messenger RNA from Haliotis rufescens (red abalone), 876 nucleotides. Its product is annotated as antifreeze protein Maxi-like. The record is from RefSeq and is a predicted model, not a curated record. NCBI's taxonomy places the organism in Eukaryota, Metazoa, Mollusca, Gastropoda, Lepetellida, Haliotidae. The transcript has 2 exons. Bases 1 to 876 code for a protein of 291 amino acids.